AUGCGUGGCGACUCCUUUAUCUGGUCGCUGGCGACGGCGAUUCCAUUGCUGUCCACUGCCGUCGAGUCCCUGCAGGUUGUCAAGCGAGAUAACCCAUCGGUUCUCGGAUUUGAUAUCGAGCGCUUCCAGGUUGCAAAGCCCAUCCACAGAGAUAUUAUCGCCAAAAGAGCCUCGACCAAGACCAUCAGCCAGGAUCUUGAUAACCAGAAAAAUCUAUACUUCUGCAACCUCACUCUUGGAACGCCUCCUCAGACAAUUCGAGCCCACAUCGAUACAGGCAGCAGCGAUUUAUGGGUUAACACUGCGGAAUCCCGGUUCUGCAGCUCGAGGCGUGCGCCAUGCAGCCAGGGCGGAACAUACGACUCCUCCAGUUCUAGCACCUACCAGCUCGUCAACAACGACUUUAACAUCUCGUAUGUUGACGGAUCGGGCGCCACUGGUGACUAUGUUACCGAUGUCAUAAACGUCGGAGGUAUCAAAUUGAAGGACUUCCAGUUUGCCAUUGGACACACCUCGUCCAGUCCUCUCGGUGUUUUGGGAAUUGGGUAUGAGGCUGGUGAAGCCCAGGUUACCAGGUCUGGUGAUCAGUCGUAUCCCAACCUUCCUGCUGCCCUCGUCAAGGCCGGCCACAUCCGCUCCAAUGCCUACUCGCUCUGGCUCAAUGACCUGAGUGCCAGUCGUGGCCAGAUACUUUUCGGUGGUAUCGACACUGGCAAGUUCCAGGGCAAGUUGCAGACCGUCCCAGUCCUCCAUACCAGCAGGGGUGACUAUACUUCCCUGGUUGUAGCCCUGACCGGUGUUGGUAUCCGGACUGGCUCUGACGGCAGUAUCGACACAUUUCCAUCCCAGCCAGUCGCCGUCGCCAUGGACUCUGGCAGCAGUUUGAGCUAUCUUCCUGAUGCCCUUGCAGCAAAGGUCUAUAACUCUGUCGAUGCUGUAUUUGAUCCGGCUAACAACCUUGCCUUCGUUCCUUGCUCCAUGGCCAACGACAAAAGAAAGCUCGUUUUCACCUUCUCGUCCCCACAGAUCGCCGUUGGUAUGGACGAGCUAGUGAUUGAUCUUGGACCGGACGCCAAUGGCAACGAGGCUACCUUCAGAGACGGCUCAAAGGCUUGCGUCUUCGGCAUUGCUCCUGCCGGAAGCUCUAUCUCCAUCCUUGGAGAUACUGUGCUACGCAGCGCCUAUCUUGUCUAUGAUCUCGACAACAACGAAAUCUCCAUUGCUCCAACCCGGUUCAAUUCCACUGAAACAAAUAUCUUGGAAAUUGGAACGGGCGAAAACAGCGUGCCUGAUGCUACCGGCGUGCCAAAUGCUGUCACAAGCGCCCAGGUUACCCAGGCUACUGGUCUUCCCGGAGUUGAGACUGGUGUCCCUGGCUCAAGACCGCCUAGCUCCAAGGCCGCAGGUCAAGCAAAGAGACCUGAUUUCGUCCUCGGUGUUGCUGCGGUUGGACUGGCAGGUGCUGGCAUGCUCUUUGCUGCCAUGUAA
Molecule: messenger RNA, 1488 nt
Organism: Trichophyton benhamiae CBS 112371
Lineage: Eukaryota; Fungi; Ascomycota; Eurotiomycetes; Onygenales; Arthrodermataceae
Product: aspartic-type endopeptidase (OpsB), putative
Exons: 3
Coding region: 1-1488 (495 amino acids)
Biological process (GO): proteolysis
Molecular function (GO): aspartic-type endopeptidase activity
Source: RefSeq, a predicted model, not a curated record